AGGCCCUCAUUCGGGAAGGUCCCCGCUCAUCGUCACACACAGCUGGAAGUCCUCCUCCAUGUCUGUAGACAGGAAUGGCGAAUUGAGCCUUCUUCUCCCACUUCACUGCAACGAUGAGGCCUGAAGGUUGCCGCUGAUCAGGCAACUAGCACCGGUAGGGAGGGAGAGGAGGGGAGAGUGGGAAGAGAAGAGGGGGGCGAAGGAGAGUAGAGUGCUGGGAUGGGAGGUGACGAGAGCCAACAUGGUGGGAAAAUGAUGUUCAUGGAAGAAGGUGAAGUUGGGUCGGCAGUGAAGGUAUAGGGAGAAGGACAAACAGGGCGUUAGAGUGGCAGAAGCAGGGGUUUUGCGGUUAAGAGCAAGGGGGGCAGAAAUGGCUGCACCAGCAUCUGGUGGCGGGGGAGCAGCAGUGGCAGGGGGUGGAGGUCCAGGUGGACUGGCUGCUGCACAACCGCCACCCACGAAGCGCAACAGGGCAGCCGCAGCUGCCGCCGCGGCUGCUGCUGUUGGGACAGACUCUAAUCCAUCUUCAGCGACUGGACACCCUACCCCUGCCCUCCCAAUGACGCCGAGCAUGGGUCCCCAUCUUCAAGUCCACGGCACCUUCGCUGAUGUUCAUGUCAAGAGGAUUGUUAUGGCUCUGCAGAGUGGUCUGAAGUCGGAGGUGGCCUGGGCAUUGAAUGCUCUGACUGUGCUAUCGUAUCGUGAUAAAGAUGAUGUGCGUAAGGAGACAACUCCACUGGCCAAGCUGCCGGGGCUGAUCGAUGCUCUGCUGCAUGUUGUCAAUGAAUGGCGUGACAUUGCCCACAUACGUGACUCUGCUCCUUUGUGUCGAGCUCGAGUCUUGGGCCUAGACCGCCCAUACACGGGGUUUGGCUGGGAGCAUGAACCUCUCAGCUCAGAUGACCCCCUAUGGCGUUAUCGCACCACUUCCACUGCUGCUGCUGCUGCAGCGGCAGCAGCUGCUGCAGCAGCAGGUAACGCUGGUGACAAAGCUAUGGCCCCUCCCGACCCUCCUGCUUCAAUCCCUGAAGAACCUUUCUUUGCUGUUGCUGCUUCCAGGAAGCGGACUCGAGGUAACAAUGGGGGGGGGGAUCGCAUGGACAAGUUGGUGGUGGAGGAGGGAAAGCGCUUGUCGAGUGGGGGGUUAGGGGAGAAGGAUGUGGAAGAGGAAAGAACUUUUGUGCUCCCUUCUGUAGGAGGCGGCGUGGGGGAGAGAGAUCUCGGAAGUGGAUGGCAAACGGAUGGGCAAUUUCGACCAUGGGCAGACGAGGAGGAUGCUGUCCAUGAGGAUGAAUGGUGGUGGACAGAUGAUGGCAUCUUCAACCUAGACGAGGGGGGUCGCGUGGAGAAGCAGCAGUGUGCAGUUGCAGCGUCGAAUGUUCUUCGUAAUGUAUCGUUUAUGCCGGAGAACGAGUUAGCCAUGGCGGCGAACAGAAAGUGCAUAGAGUCGUUGGUGGAAUGGAUGGAAGCGUACCGCGUUGAAGACGAGGAGUUGGUCUCCAAUGCCGUAGAUACCUUCCUGAACCUGGCUCCGGCGAUUGACCUCAGGAUGUUUGUGGGUCAGUCAGAUGGGAAUACCAUGGGAGGUAGAGGAGGCGGAGGAGGAGGGGGAGGGCUGGGAGGCGGAGGGGGAGGGCCAAAUGGGGGUCGACGACCUUUCAGUGUGAAAAGAGUGUUAGCUGCUCUCAAGGCAAUGCUGGAUUCGCCUGUUAAGUCACUUCAUUGUGCUGCUGCUGAAGCGAUUGGCCGGCUAGUGGUUUCCCCCGACAAUGAAUUGCUGGUCAUUCCCUUUGGCCCGGAGAUCUACUCGAGACUUGUCGAGCUCAUAGGGUUCGGAGAUUUUGAUGUGCAAGCUGCGGGAAUCGGUGCACUGCACAAUUUUGUGGAUAUAGACAUUGAUUCGCGGCUGAAAGUUGGCCAGGAGAGGUGGGCGGUUCAGAGGUUAUUCGCUGUCAUUCUGACACCUCAUCCCAUUGUAGACGUGUGCCGAAAGGCAGCGCUCAUACUGGAAAGCCUUGCCUCUGAGCCAAGGAACCGGGACAUUCUCGUGGCGAAUGAGAGCAAGCUCGUUGAGCUUGCGAUGACAGAGAGUCGCGUGUCUGACGUGGCAGCACGUAUCCUUUGUGAGCUGAGCACCGACGUCAACACACGUAGCAAUCCCAUGCAAGGCCUUUGGGCGUCUUCUCUUCGUGAGACUUAGAUAAAUGGUUAAGGGGGCAUGAGGUAUCUGGGCGAAAGUGAGGAGGAGCAGCAGCUAUGGGAUAAAAGUGGGAUAGGGUA
This is a messenger RNA of Chara braunii, 2280 nucleotides long. Lineage: Eukaryota; Viridiplantae; Streptophyta; Charophyceae; Charales; Characeae. The record is from the annotation of a GenBank genome assembly.